AUGCUUAAGGAAAUAAAGAAUGGAUGCAUUCCUUUGCUUUUCCUCCAAAUGAGGUGUUCCACAUUCCUUUGUCUGCCACUUGCUUUUCCCUUUUUAUUGCUUUUUUGGGUUUUUGGUUCCACCUCAGCAAGGGCAAUUUCGUCCACUAGGACAAGGCAUGCCUCCUGGUCGAAGUCAGUCGGCAUAGUUUUCUCAGCCACAGUAGCAAAUGUCUCCAUGGCCAAGGCCCAUGCCCAGUCAGCAUGCCCAUGCCACAUCCUCAUUUAUAGCACCAUCAAUGCCUUAUAUGCUGCAGCCAAAUAUGACUUCUACAUCUUCUUCACAGAACUCUGCAACUACAAACACUCAUGUGCCUGGUUUAACUGGUCCUGGAUUACCAUUAUCUUCUUCAUUUACUGUUCUUUACAUAACUUUGUUUCUUCUUGCAAAGGAGUCGGAAAAGAUCCAAUUUUGCAUCGGUCAUCCGUCUCCAGCCGAUCUCCAAGACCAUCGCUGCCACUGCCAGCGUCGACAACCGAUUCCGACAGCCCGUUCCGAUCCGGUAUUUCAAUAGUUUAUAUCAAUGUUGUCUACGAUGACUUGAAAAUGGCGGUUGUGAUUUUCACCUCCACAAACGCCUGCAAAAGCUUCUCCGAUGAACUUAUCCGAUUAUGUUAUAUGGAGAUGCUGAAACAAUUGCAAGAGAAUGGUGUUGGCGGUGUUGACAUUGUUGCUUUGUGAUCUCAUUUUGAAGAAAAAAUUGUUGCAAGGUGGUUAGUGGCGGCAUGUGGUGGUGUUCAUCUUCCUGGUUCUUCUCCGCACGAUUCCGUCUGUACCCACGUUGUAGAGAAGUGGUUGUUGUUUCCUCAAGAACCAGUUGAUUUGGAAACUGCAUUCAAGUCCGUCUUGGCUAUAUAUAAAGAGUUGAAUUUGAAGAACAUUGAAGUUGUUGCUGAAAAAAUGUAUCCCCCGAAAGAUCUAUCAAAAUCAACAGUUGAUGCUAAUGAUUCCAAUUCCUCUGACAUACCUUCAGCUGAGACACCAAAAAAUUUGGAGAAUUUGAUUGAAAAGUCAAUCUACAUUCAGAUAGAUUUUGAUGGAAAAGUCAAUCCACAUUCAGAUGUUUCAAAAUUGAAAAGUCAUUCUGACUCUGAUAGUGUUGAAAUAAUCGACUUUAGUGCUCACUUCAGUCCCUACAAAUCCCAGUUGGAGAGGGUAUCUUUAAUUGCCAAAGAAGAGGAGAAGCUGUCAAAAAAAGAAAAAAGGAAGUUGGCUUUGUUAUGUUGGAAGUGGGAAGAAGUUGUAGAUCUAUGUGAAGAUGAAGACUUGGGUGUAGAUCUACCAUUCAUACCAGUGAACAAGAAAGUGAAAGUUUCCAUUCAAUCAAGAAAUCGAGUCAUGAAACUUAUUGACGAAUCAGAUGUUGAUUAG
Messenger RNA from Lactuca virosa, 1410 nucleotides. The record is from the annotation of a GenBank genome assembly. Lineage: Eukaryota; Viridiplantae; Streptophyta; Magnoliopsida; Asterales; Asteraceae.